Molecule: messenger RNA, 2031 nt
Organism: Syngnathus acus (greater pipefish)
Lineage: Eukaryota; Metazoa; Chordata; Actinopteri; Syngnathiformes; Syngnathidae
Gene: slc22a31
Product: solute carrier family 22 member 31
Exons: 9
Coding region: 89-1930 (613 amino acids)
Biological process (GO): transmembrane transport
Cellular component (GO): membrane
Molecular function (GO): transmembrane transporter activity
Source: RefSeq, a predicted model, not a curated record
UGAUUUAAGAUUCGACUCGAAGGUUGGCGGCCGCAGCUGGUCCAGUUGUGCUCCGGUCCGGACGUACCCGUGCAAUCAGCCCCCGGAAAUGGAUUACGAUGCCAAGGUGUUCCCUUACAGCGGCGGAUACGGACGCUACAACCGAAUGGUGGUGGCGUUGAGCUGGUUCCCCAGCUUCGCUGUCAUGUGCAACCUGUUCAGCGACGUCUUCUACACGGCCAUCCCGGACGCGUACCACUGCAAACCGGACCCGCGGCUCCUUCCCUCCGGCUUCCUCCUCGCUAACCUAUCCAAGUCGCUUUACCUCAACCUGACCGUCCCUUGGGUCAACGGCACCGGCCUGAGCCACUGCGAGCUCUACAAGUACCCUCCGAACUCGUCGGACUUGUCCCAAAGGGUUCCCCGGGAGAAGGUGAGCUGCACCCAGGGCUGGGAGUAUGCUCGCAUGUCGGGGCUGCAGAGCAACUUCGUGACCGAGUGGAACUUGGUGUGCGGUGACUACUGGAAAAUUCCCCUUCAACACAUCUGCUUCAUGACAGGAUGGAUUGUGGGCUACAUCUUUAUCGGCUCAUUGUGCGACUGGCUCGGUCGCCGACGAGGUUUCCUGCUGUCCGUCAGUCUGUCCAGUGUGUUUGGCAUGGCCGUGUGUUUGUCCAACAGCGCCGUGGUGUUUCUGCUGCUUCGUCUCGCUCAGGGCGUCAUGCUCGCCGGGGUCUUCUUAUCCUCCUACAUAGCAAGGUUGGAGCUGUGCGACGCUCCCCAUCGUCUGAUGGUUGCCAUGGUCGGCGGUUUCUUCGGCAUCUUUGCGGAGGUGCUCUUGCCAGGCAUGGCUGCGCUGUGUCGCCAUUGGCCCAUUUUGCAGGCCGUUACCACCUUACCUCUGCUCCUGCUCGUUUCCUACUGGUGCUGCGCGUCAUUGUUUCCGGAGCCUCCCCGUUGGCUGCUGGCCACAGCUCAGAUGGGCCAAGCCAAGCGGAGCAUCCGGGAAUUCUCCGCUCGGAACGGCGUGUCUUUACCGGACGAGCUCUUCCCCGGUGAAAUGUUGCUGUCAGAGAUCGAUUCGGUAUUCAAUGAAGAUUGCCAGCCCAGAUACUAUUCCGUUUUGGAGCUGCGGCAGACUCGGGUUAUUUGGAAGAACUGCCUCAUCCUCAGCUUCACUCUCUUGAUCGGAACAGGCAUCCAGUACUGCUUCACCAGAAACCUGCACAUGUCUUCCAGCAACUUCUACUUCAGCUACUUUGUCCGAAUCACCACAGGAACCCUGGCCUGUAUCUUCAUCUGCUCCACGGUCAAUCAUUUUGGCCGACGCAGCAUGCUUCUGCUCUCCGCCAUCGUCACCGGCCUGGCCUCGCUGCUUCUGCUGGCGCUGGCCCAGUACUUGCAAGGAGGCCUGGUGCUGGUGCUUUCGAUUGUGGGUCUGCUGUUUUCGCAAGCUCUUGCCAUGCUCAGCAUCUUCUUUGCCUGCGAGGUGAUGCCGACUGUCGUGCGAGGCGGGUGCCUGGGCCUGGUGCUGGCAGCCGGCUGCGUGGGCAUGGCCGCCUCUUCCCUGAUGGAGCUCCAGAACAACAGCGGCUACUUCCUCCACCACGUGGUCUUCGCCUCUUUCGCCGUCCUCUCCGUGCUCUGCAUCAUGCUCCUGCCCGAGAGCAAGCGCAAGCCCCUGCCCGACUCGCUGAAGGACGGCGAGAGCCGGCGCCGGCCGCCGCUCUUCCCGUCGUCUCAGGCGGACAGGGUGGACCUGCCCUUGCUGAACUCCCGGCCCCUGUCGUCGGAGUACGAUCCUGACAACUACUCGCGCCUGGUCUGUGCCACCAGGAAGAUGUUGAGCAAAGACCGUUUGCCGUACAGAAUAGCCGUGCGCCUGCUGUCUGAUGGGAGCGAAGCGCCGGAGCAGGAGAGCGAACCGCUGAGGGAAGCGUCGGAACACUGAAUGGUCAUCGGUGACAAUGGAACCAACCGUGCCUGCUGGUUGCUUAUGUGGGAGCUCAUCAUUUCAUUAGGAAGAACGGCUUCAUUUUUUAAAAAAAGAAA